UUUAUUCAACCUGUCACCAAGUUUCUGGUCACACCUGCCACAGCUGACCCCCGAUCCAUUCUCCCUGUCCCCAUCCUCUCCACACAUCACAGUACACACCAGGAAUACCCCCAGUUCUCAUCUCCUCAUCCUGGGCUGCUUCAAUAGACUCCAGAGUAACCCAAACCACACCCUGCUGCCCAGAUUCCUAAUGACACGUGAAAGGCCGUUAUGACUUGCUUUCCUCAUGCCCUAUGCACACCUGGACUCCAGCCAAGGAUCCUCUUUCAUCAACCCCCAUAUUAGCUACGAUCCUUCACGCUAAUGUAUCGCUCAGAGCUCAAAAGACUUUGAAGGGCCUGUGCCUUCGCGAUCCAGCGCUUAAGUUCUUUGCCCUCCGCGUACUUUUGACAAAUACUGGGCAUCAACCAUGUUCCAGGAACUACCCUAGGCAAAGAAAAUAACUGGGCAAGGUUCCCAUCGGUGUCUCUGCUGGCGGGCAUCGCCCCCGCCGGGCCGCCACCCUGAACGAGCCCGUCCGGUCCUCUGGGUUCCGCCACACUGCGUAGCGCUGCGCCAGCAACCCGCCCAGCACUCCCUCCCGCCGAGGGCGCCCAGGUCGGCUUCCGAGGGGCGGUUCUCACAAGCGAGUUCCGGCGCCCAGGACGGCUUCAUCCUCUCGUCCCGUCCGCCGCAAGUGCAUGCGCCUGGGAAACCCGCCGCCCUCCAGGGAUCCUCACACCUUGCCUCACCCCGCGGCGCAACCGGACGAGGACCCCGAGCAGGGCUGCCCAGCGAGCGCCUGAAGGACCCCGCGAGGGCCGCAGGCUAUCCAGCGUGGCGCCUGGUGGCCGGGCCCUGUGCCGGAGGACAAGGAGUGAGAUGGCCUCAAUCUUGCGAAGCCCUCAGGCUCUCCAGCUCACUCUAGCCCUGAUCAAGCCUGAUGCAGUCGCCCAUCCGCUGAUUCUAGAGGCUGUUCAUCAGCAGAUUCUAAGCAACAAGUUCCUGAUUGUACGAAUGAGAGAACUACUGUGGAGAAAGGAAGAUUGCCAGAGGUUUUACCGAGAGCAUGAAGGGCGUUUUUUCUAUCAGCGGCUGGUGGAAUUCAUGGCCAGCGGGCCAAUCCGAGCCUACAUCCUUGCCCACAAGGAUGCCAUCCAGCUCUGGAGGACGCUCAUGGGACCCACCAGAGUGUUCCGAGCACGCCAUGUGGCCCCAGAUUCCAUCCGUGGGAGUUUCGGCCUCACUGACACCCGCAACACCACCCAUGGUUCGGACUCUGUGGUUUCAGCCAGCAGAGAGAUUGCAGCCUUCUUCCCUGACUUCAGUGAACAGCGCUGGUAUGAGGAGGAAGAGCCCCAGUUGCGCUGUGGCCCUGUGUGCUAUAGCCCAGAGGGAGGUGUCCACUAUGUAGCUGGAACAGGAGGCCUAGGACCAGCCUGAUGCAGGUCUAUGAAGACCAGUGGCAGUGCCCAGACUUUUCUCUUAGACAUCUAGUCUAAAACAUUCUCCUAGGACCAGGGAAGCCUGGGCUUAUAGUGCCAUUUCUGCUGGGCACCACCACCUGCCUGAGGGCCUAGCUCACCGCAGCACAUCCUCCAGAAUCUAGCUUUCUGUCUACCUCUUCUCUGGAAUGUUCAUGGUGGUUCAGAAGAAUGAUGACUCCUCUUUGCUGAGAACUGUUCAUCCUUCUUCAAGAAGAAGCUUGCCAGGCCAGGCGCAGUGGCUCACGCCUAUAAUCCCAGCACUUUGGGAGGCUGAGGCGGGCGGAUCACAAGGUCAGGAGUUCGAGACCAGCCUGACCAACAUGGUGAAACCCUAUCUCUACUAAAAAUACAAAAAUUACCCAGGCAUGGUGGUGCAUGCCUGUAAUCCCAGCUACUCAGAGGCUGAGGCAGGAGAAUUGCUUGAACCCGGGAGGCAGAGGGUGCAGUGAGCCGAGACCGUGCUAUUGCACUCCAGCCUGGGCAACAGAGUGAGACUCUCUCUCAAAAAAAAAAAAAAAAAAAAAAAAGAAGCUUGUCUAAUUGACUUGCCUAAAAAAUGCAGUGACUCCAAGCAACAUUUGGCGUGUCUUCCUCAAUAAAAGUCAGUGUUCUCCUGAAUCCUUUGUGCUGCCACAUUUAGGGGAAACUUCAGACUUCAUCAUUCUGACUUCUCAGCAGCAUUCACUUAUUGCUUCAUUCUCCAGAAACACUCUCUUCUCUUGGAUUUUCUGAUCCCAUGCCCUUGGUUUUCUCCUUCUCUGCAUUUUUCUUCAUCUCCUUUAUCAGCUUAUGCAAACAUUUAUUUUCAUAAAUUCUCUAAUUCAAGGCAUACUGAAAAAUGCAAAGAUGGUUAAGACAUGAUUGGGUCCUCAAGUUGCUAAUUAUAAAUUUGGGUAGUCAGCCAACUAUAACAUGUGGCAGAGAUGGAGAAGUGCCCUAACAGGUAUGAAGUCCUGUGGGAGAACAGAGGAAAGAAGGUUUCCUUUGGCUGGGUGAGGAGGUGAAGGAGAUAGGGUGGAAAGGCUUUUAUAAAAGAUGUAGCUGGUUUUGGAACUAAGCCUCAAGGUCAAAUAGGGUAUCCAUAGGAGGGGUCUGGGGCACGAGACAGUCUUUAUUUUCAGGAUCAAAUGGGUCAGUUUGGUAUGUGUGUGACCUAACAAACCUGUGACACUUCUUAUGAGAGGUCGACUUUCUUUCUCAGUACAUGUGUAUUUCUCUCUUUUUGGUGGCCUUGAAACCUUUCUUUGAGUUGAAAAUUGCCUUCACCAUCUACCACUUUCACUAAUGGUAGACCAGGAAAUUUGGACCCACUGAACAUAGAGAACAACUAGAAAAGCUGUGCAAAAUAUAAACAGCAUCUAUCUGAAAGCAUCAGCUGGCAAUAUAGAACCAAAAUUCAGGACACAAAGGAAACUUAGAGAAGUGAGCCUGGGACUUACAGCCACUUUUUCCAUAAGGGCACCUGCUGAUUCUGGAAGAGGCAGUUGAGAGGCUAAGAAGCUGAGUAGAACUUUCAACAACUUCUUGUGUUAGGGAGCCAGCUUCAUGAAUGCUGGCAGAAAAUACAAGAUUACUUGGGCAGAGACUACUGCUCAGGGCACAGCAGGCAGUGUGUUAGCCUUGGUCCCUCUUGCCCUCCAAGUCCCACAGGGCAAUACUGGCAGGCCCAGGAAAGUGUUAACACACAGCAGGUUUGCAUCACGGCUAAGGAACCACAAUCUUAGGGAGAUACUAUCUCUGUCUUCUAAGGCCAUUUGCUGUACAAAAAUCCUUGAAAUACCUGGGCACAAUGGCCAGGUAUGCUAGCCUGUAAUGCUAGCACUUUGGGAGGCUGAGGGGGGUGGAUCACCUGAGGUUGGGAGUUCGAGACCAGCCUGACCAACAUGGAGAAACCCCGUCUCUACUAAAAAUACAAAAAUUAGCCAAGCGUGGUGGCGCAUGCCUAUAAUCCCAGCUACUCGGGAGGCUGAGGCAGGAGAAUCGCUUGAACCCGGGAGGCAGAGGUUGCGGUGAGUCGAGAUCAUGCCAUUGCACUCCAGCCUGGGCAACAAGAGUGAAACUCCAUCUCAAAAAAAAAAAAAAUCCUUGAAAUAGUCUGGAACAAAAUCUGUCAACAUCUCAGCCCACAAAAUAUCAACAAAAUUGAUAUUUUGUUGCAUUUAAAAAAUUUAAAUGGUGGUCAAAGGGUACAAAAUCUCCGACAAUUAAGACACAGAAUUAAUUAUGCAAACAUUUAUUUUCAUAAAUUCUUGUGUUUCUAUUCUAUUUUCAUCCUAUUUUCACAGAAAAUUCUAUUUUCACAGAAUUCUGUGUCUCCACAAGAGACACAGAAUUAUCUCCCACUAAAAUUGUCUCUCAUAAAAACCUGGCUCCCACAAAUACGGAAAGGGAGAAAACUAGAAUAAACCCUGUGGUGUUGAAUUGGUGAUAUCAGUGUGAACUUGUGUAUUUAAAUCUAUAGAGAUAGAUGUAAAUAUGUUUUUGUAUGUAUGUAGGUACGUAUAGUCCUUUGCACUGAUGUGAGAGCAAUGACACUCCAAUAGUAAUGACCACACCCAGCACCCAGGUCCACCAAAAGACAAAGUGCUAUGGACUGAAUUAUAUCCCCCUAAAAUGCAUAUGUUGAAGCCCUAACCCCCAUGUAAUGAUAUUUGGAAACGGGACAUUUGGGAGAUAAUUAAGUUUAGAUGGCCAGGUGUAGUGGCUCACGCCUGUAAUCCCAGCACUUUGGGAGGCCGAGGCAGGCGGAUCACAAGGUCAGGAGAUCGAGACCAUCCUGGCUAACACGGUGAAACUCCGUCUCUACUAAAAAUACAAAAAUUAGCGGGGUGUGGUGGCACGCGCCUGUAGUCCUGGCUACUCGGGAGGCUGAGGCAGAAGAAUCUCUUGAACCCAGGAGGUGGAGUUUGCAGUGAGCCGAGAUUGUGCCACUGCACUCCAUCCUGGGUGAAAGAACGAGACUCCGUCUCAAAAAAAAAACCACAAAACAAAAAAAACUAUUCCCUAUAGCAAACCAAUUGUAGCCUGGGCAACAUAGUGAGACCCUGUCUCUAUAAAAAGUAAAAAUAGGCUGGGCGCAGUGGCUCAUGCCUGUAAUUCCAACACUUUGGGAGGCUGAGAUGGGAGGAUCACUUAAGUCCAGGAGUUUGAGACCAGCCUGGGCAACAUGGUGAGACCCCUGUGUCUACAGAAAUAAAAAUAAAAAAAUUAGCUGGGUGUGGUGGUGCAUGCUUGUGUCCCAGCUACUUGGGAGGCAAAGUGGGAGGAUUGCUUGAGGCUCAGAGAUUGAGGCUUCAGUGCAGUUUGAGCCACUGCACGCACUCCAGCAUGGGUGACAGAGUGAGACCCUGUCUUAAAAAAAUAAGAGUAUGACAUGAGCAUGGGAGAGCAAAAGAAAACAAGGAAGUCUGCGACCAUGAAGCGAAUGCUUAGUCUCUGAUAUCACAGGCUUAAAGAAAAUGAUAAAGACCUAAAAAGAAAAGAAAUAUCCCAGCAUGCUGAAGGAAAGAAAAGUUCCCCAAUACCCUUCCUGCUUAUUUUUCCAAUAUAUUACACAGCUGGGUCCACCUUACCACAUCCUGUUUGAUUCCAACGUUACCAACUUUUCCAUUGGAGCCAAAUGAGACAUACUGCAAUCAGUGAUGAACUGUCUAUAUGCCAAGUGUAUCCCUUGUAUGACUGAUUGUGUAAAGGCCGAAACUGAGAAAUUGGGGCAAAGUAUCAAGUGGCUUAAAGGAUCGCCAAGGAUCCAAAAUUUGAACGAUUACCAAAUUACCAUGCACAGGAAGGAAUCUGUGCAGAUAACUGCUUAGCACAGAGAGUAACUCAGCAUAAGUGUUGUAGCCAUGAACCUGGGACCUUAGAAGAAUCCUAAGAUUCUUGGAGUUCCUAUCAUGUACAUUUCUAACCAUAGAUAUAACAUGGGAACUGAUGUCAGAUGAUUAUGGAGCCCCUCGGUUCUAAUUCUUGCCCAAGUUCCUCUGCCUUUCUUCCACCAACUUUGUCUUGUUGCCAGUUCAUUAAACAUGGAAUAGAAUGUUAUUCUGUUCAACUCAUUUGCCCUGUUAUCAGCUGAGUAUGGUUAAACACACUCAAUUUUUCAUGCUGUUUUGAAAUUGAUAUUUUGUUGCAUUUAAAAAAUUUAAAUGAUGGUCAAAGCAUACAAAAUCUCCGACAGGAAGAAUUCAUUUUAUAAUUUUUUUGAGGUCUGUUGCACAGUGUGGUGAAUAUAGUUAGUAGAGUAUUAUACAUUUCAAAAUUGCUAAGAGUAAAUUUCAAAUGUUCUCACUACAAAAUGCUAAGUAUUUGAAGUGAUGGAUAUGUUAAGCAGCUUGAUUUAAUUAUUCCACAUUGUAUCCACAGAUUAUGACAUCAUUUUGUAACCCAUAAAUUUAUACAAUUAUAAAUUGUCAUUUACAGUAAGAAAUAAUUUGUUGCAUCUUUUUAGAAAAAUAAAAUAAUUUUUUACAUCUGUGUA
Molecule: messenger RNA, 5943 nt
Organism: Pongo pygmaeus (Bornean orangutan)
Lineage: Eukaryota; Metazoa; Chordata; Mammalia; Primates; Hominidae
Gene: NME6
Product: NME/NM23 nucleoside diphosphate kinase 6
Exons: 6
Coding region: 862-1422 (186 amino acids)
Biological process (GO): CTP biosynthetic process; GTP biosynthetic process; negative regulation of cell growth
Cellular component (GO): mitochondrion
Molecular function (GO): nucleoside diphosphate kinase activity
Source: RefSeq, a predicted model, not a curated record